Molecule: messenger RNA, 4227 nt
Organism: Pimephales promelas (fathead minnow)
Lineage: Eukaryota; Metazoa; Chordata; Actinopteri; Cypriniformes; Leuciscidae
Product: FERM, ARHGEF and pleckstrin domain-containing protein 1
Cellular component (GO): cytoskeleton
Molecular function (GO): guanyl-nucleotide exchange factor activity
Source: RefSeq, a predicted model, not a curated record
UGGAUCUGUGCCGUUCCCCGUCAGUGUAAAUCCCGUCUCUCCAGCAUGGCGACUGCGAGGACGCGCGUAUGCGGCAUCUGAAGCGUCUCUCGGCGGCAGCAGAGCACGGCAUCACCGCUGACACCAGCGCAUCUGUGGGAAAACACACACUUCGACACGGUGGACUUAUAAUCGGGGCUGAGUGAGGAAGACCAUGGUGGAGCAGGGUCAGACGUCGCUGGCGGGGCAGAGGUUAGGGGCCCCAGAGACUCUGGGCAUCAGCACCCUGGAGCCCGGACACAAGCCCCCUGCCAUGCCUCCGGGACGCCUGAUGCCCCUCAGGGUCCUGCUACUGGACGACUCCCAGCAGACAUUCCACAUAUCCCACCGCUCAUCUGGGCGGGUUCUGUUGGAGAUGGUCUGCCUGCAUCUGAACCUUGUUGAGGGCGAUUACUUUGGCCUGGAGUUCCAGAGCCGUCACAGGAGAACGGUCUGGCUGGAUUUACUAAAGCCCAUUAGAAAGCAGAUCACACGGCCCAAGCACAGCGUCCUCCGGUUUGUUGUGAAGUUCUUCCCGCCUGAUCCCUCUCUGCUGCUGGAGGAUCUGAGCAGGUACUUGUUUGCGCUGCAGGUCAGGCAGGAUCUGGCCAGUGGACGGCUCACCUGUAGCGACGCCAGCGCGGCUCUUCUGGUGUCCCACAUCAUCCAGUCUGAGAUUGGAGAUUUUGAGGAACCUCAGUGCAGACAGCAUCUACUAAACACCAACUACAUCCCUGACCAGAUGGCCCUGAUGGACAAAAUCAUGGAGUUCCACCAUAAACACACUGGGCAGAGUCCAGCAGAGUCCGAUUACCGUCUGCUGGAGGUGGCGUGCAGGUUAGAGAUGUACGGUAUCCGACUUCAUCCUGCAAAAGACAGAGAAGGAACCAAACUCAGUCUGGCUGUAGCACACGGAGGUGUCCUUGUGUUUCAGGGGCACACCAGGAUCAACCACUUCAACUGGUCUAAAAUACGCAAGCUGAGCUUCAAGAGAAGGAGGUUCCUGAUCAAGUUAAGAGCAGACCCUAGCGAGAAUGUUCAUCAAGACACUCUGGAGUUUUUGAUGGCGAGUCGGGACUGCUGUAAAAUGUUUUGGAAGAUCUGUGUGGAGUAUCACGCGUUCUUCAGGCUCUUUGAGGAGCCCAGACCCAAACCCAAACCGGUGCUGUUCAGUAGGGGCUCUUCCUUCAGGUUCAGCGGUCGGACACAGAAGCAGGUGAUCGAUUAUGUGAAGGAAAAUGAGUUUAAAAAACUGCCAUUUGAUAGGAAACAUAGUAAAGUGCAAUGCAACAGCAGCCUGUCACCUCUGCGUUCUGCACAGGUCCAAGUGCCAAAUCAAGCUGUCAGGGAUGUCUCAUUUUUAGUAAGCUCUGAAGACUCUGCGGUAUUAAGACCAUGUGGAAACUCCUCCCCUUCGACUCAGCGCAACGGAUGCAGCGACCAAACGUACGCCGUUCAAGAGGACAGCAGAAGUCAGGCGGCUAAGCAGCCCCCCGUCGAUCGAGCAGACGAGGUGUGUGCCUCGCUCACAUUAGUUAAUGGUCUGGCUGAAGACUGUCGAGGAGCGACGCCGUCUCCUCUCAUCUCCCCUAUGCUGAACGACACGGGUGCCAUGCGCACUGAUGAAGAGGAUGACACCAGGAGGAAGAUCUGUCCCACUGAUAAGGCGUACUUCAUUGCUAAAGAGUUGCUGAGCACUGAGAGGACGUUCCUGAAGGACCUGGAGCUGAUCACUGCGUCAUUUCAGGAAGUGUUGGAGAAAGAGGACUGUGUUCCUGACACCCUGAAGACACUGUUGAGCUCCACCUAUGAGCCGCUACUUUCCCACCACACACACUUCCUCCAGGAGCUCGAGGAGAGACUGUCACUGUGGGAAGGCCGCUGCAAUAUGCAGGUUAAAGAAGAUGUCGGAGACCUGCUGCUGAAGACCAUCCAGCACCUGAAGCCUCUCUCAGCUCAGCUGCAGAAGUGCUCAGAGUGUGUGUACGCUCUGGAGAGAGUGUGUGCUGUGUCCCGGCGGCUGGAGGUCGUGUGCCGUGAGUUUGAGAUGCAGAAGGUGUGUUACAUUCCUUUAAACGUGUUUCUGCUGAGUCCUCUACAUCGCCUGCUGCACUACAGACAGAUCCUCGACAGACUCUGCAAACACCACCCGCCAACACACACCGACUACAGCCACUGCAGAGCUGCAUUGGACGAUGUGUGUGAAUUGGAGGCUGUGCUUCAUCCUGGUCUGGUGGAGAUCGAGAACUAUCAGAAAAUCCUGGAACUCCAGAAGGAUGUGAUUGGUGCUGAGCAUCUGGCCACGGCGGGACGCCAGCUCAUCAGAUUGGGCUGCCUCAGCAAACUCUCUGGGAAAGGCCUUCAACAGCGCAUGUUCUUCCUGUUCAGUGAUGUCCUGAUGUACAGCACUCGAGGAAUAACUUCAACCAAUCAGUUUACAGUGCAAAGACAACUCCCUCUACACGGCAUGACAAUCCGGGAGAGUGAGGAUGAGUGGGGCGUCCCGCACUCCUUCACACUGACGGUACAGCAGCAGUCACUGGUGGUCGCCGCAUGUUCAGAGUCUGAAAUGGAGAAAUGGAUGGAGGAUUUGAAGAUGGCGGUGGACAUGGCUGAAGAGGCCAACGCAUCGACCUCUGACCUGCAGACUCCCAGCAAAGAUCUCAAAUCCUCGGCUGCGUCUGAAGGGGAGUCGGAGGAGGAUCUCUGUGGGUCUCGACACGGCGCCGGUUCACCUAACACUCUUCAUCGCGGGAACACCACGGCUCACGUGUGCUGGCAUCGCAACACCAGCGUUUCCAUGCUGGACUUCAGCAUAGCCACAGAGAACAAGCUCUCGGGAAAUCUGCUCAGAAAGUUCAAGAACAGCAACGGCUGGCAGAAACUCUGGGUGGUGUUCACCAAUUUCACGCUUUUCUUCUACAAAACACACGAGGACGAGUUCCCGCUGGCCAGCCUGCCGCUGUUGGGUUACACAAUAACCCAUGCUGGAGAGUCAGAAAACAUCCAUAAAGAUCACGUCUUCAAACUGCACUUCAAAUCUCACGUUUAUUACUUCAGAACCGAGAGUCAAUACUUUUUCGACAGAUGGAUGACGGUGAUCAGAAGUGCUACAGUCUCUGCCAGCAGAACCCGCUAUCUGAACCGGACUGAACCGGACUAAACCGGACUGAACCGGACAGAUCCUGCCGUCUGAACUCCACAGAAACUGCCAUCUGACCUGGACAGAACACAACACACACCAACAGACCCAUGCAGACAUAUAUAUAUAUAUAUAUAUAUAUCAGUGUGUGUGUGUGUGCUUUAUGACCACGUCACUUAUGUGACUGACUUUUGUUUUUUUAAUGACAUAAUAUGACUUUAAAGGGGAAUGUCACCACUCACUUAACUUCAGAUAUCAGCCUCAGGCGAGUGUUAUAAUCUGUGUGUCUAAAAGAUUCUUACAUCACUGAAAUUAACAGUUUUAUUAUACACUCUUAAAAAUAAUACAAAUAUUUUUUAAAUGAACCAGAAAUGAUUCCAUAAAUGAACCAAUCAAUGAUCAGUUCUAAAAAGAACCAUUUUUUUCUUUGUGUGAAGAACAUUUAAAAAAUCUAUAUAUAGUUCCACAGAUGUUCUUAACGGAACCUUCAAUUCCAGAAUAGAACCUUUAUUUUUAAGAGUGUAGAACAGAACGGCUCAUGGAGGAGUUUGCACUUUGGAUAAAAGAUUCCUGCAAAUCUUUGGCGAGAUUCUCACAAAAACUGCGUUAUGGAUUUUGUUAAACGGCAUUGAACGUUCCAAGGUGCUACGCUCAUGAUAGUGUGUUUGAUUAUGUGUAUUAGCACACACUGUUGACACACUGAAGUCAUUAUCUCCAGAAAGUGAAAGUCAGAGUGUUAAUAAAGGCUCAGAUGAAGAGAGGUGGAAUUCCCCUUUAAACACACACACCUUUCCUCAUUCACACAGAGGUGCUUUUGCGUUUUGUCUUCUAGUGUAUAAACACACACACACACACACAAGCAUUAUCUGCAUUUUUUUUUGUACUGGGCUUUUACAGGAUCUCAUUUUGUAAGCGCUGUUUAAUUGUGAAGCCGUAAGUGUCACUUGAUGCCUCUAAAAGCAGGCGGAUCCAUUUCAGUGCCAUGUUUUUAUAGCACAACUUUCUAUGUUUCUAUGUUUUCGACUUUGUUUCUAUGUUGGGGUCCAGAAGCCAAUGUGCCAAAACCA